AGCACAGCUUUUUUUUGGGUCGCUCAAAAGUGGGCGGAGUGAUCACCUUAAAAGGGUGGCAUUUUUGUUUUCUUCGCCAUGUGGAAGAAGCUUGUUCUAUUGGCCUUGCUUUGCAGCGCAUCGGCCAAAGAGGAGGAGAAGAAGAUCGACGGUCCAGUCAUCGGCAUUGACCUUGGCACCACCUACAGCUGCGUGGGCAUCUACAAGAAUGGCCGGGUGGAAAUCAUUCCGAACGAUCAGGGCAACCGCAUCACACCCUCCUACGUGGCCUUUACCGACGAUGAGCGGCUCAUUGGAGAAGCUGCAAAGAAUCAGGCGACCAUCAACCCCACACAGACCCUCUUCGAUGUGAAGCGCUUGAUUGGGCGACGCUUCAAGGACUCCACGGUGCAGAAGGACAUCAAGCUUUUGCCCUAUGCGAUUGUCGACAAAGCAAGCAAGCCGAUGAUUAGCGUGAAGGUGAAGGGCGAAGAGAAGGUCAUGGCGCCUGAGGAGGUCUCCUCGAUGGUUUUGACCAAGAUGAAGGAGACGGCGGAAAACUAUCUGGGAAAGGAGGUGAAGCAUGCCGUGGUCACGGUACCAGCCUACUUCAACGAUGCCCAGCGGCAGUCCACCAAGGAUGCGGGCACCAUCUCCGGAAUGAAUGUGUUGAGAAUCAUCAACGAGCCGACGGCCGCUGCGAUCGCUUAUGGCUUGGACAAGAAGACUGAGAAGAACAUCUUGGUCUAUGAUCUGGGUGGUGGUACCUUCGAUGUCUCACUGCUCACCAUCGAUAACGGUGUCUUCGAGGUGGUGGCCACCAACGGCGACACUCACCUCGGCGGCGAAGACUUCGACCAACGUGUGAUGCAGCACUUCAUGAAGAUCUUCCAGAAGAAGCACGGCAAGGACAUGAGCAAGGACAAACGUUCCAUCCAGAAGCUCCGCCGAGAGGUGGAGAAGACCAAGCGUGCUUUGAGCUCCACCCACCAGGCUCGACUGGAGAUCGAAGCCUUGUACGACGGCACAGACUUCUCCGAGACCUUGACCCGCGCACGCUUCGAGGAGCUGAAUGCGGACCUCUUCAAGAACACCUUGGGUCCGGUGAAGCAGGUCUUGGAGGAUUCGGGGCUCAAGAAGAACCAGGUGGAUGAGAUCGUCUUGGUGGGCGGCUCCACAAGAAUCCCCAAAGUACAGCAACUCAUCAAGGACUUCUUCAAUGGUAAGGAACCCAACCGCGGCAUCAACCCCGACGAGGCCGUGGCCUAUGGCGCUGCAGUGCAGGCAGGCAUCUUGAGCGGCGAGGGUGGACAGGACCUGCUCCUGCUAGAUGUGACUCCCCUGACCUUGGGCAUUGAGACGGUGGGCGGCGUCAUGACGAAGCUGAUCUCGCGCAACACGGUCAUCCCAACGAAGAAGUCCCAGAUUUUCUCCACCUACCAGGACAACCAGCCGGCGGUGAACAUCCAGGUCUAUGAAGGGGAGCGACCCAUGACCAAGGACAAUCACCUGCUUGGCAAGUUCGAGCUCGGUGGGAUUCCGCCCGCGCCACGUGGGCAGCCGCAGAUCGAAGUGACCUUCGAGAUCGACAGCAACGGCAUCCUCAACGUCGGUGCAGAGGACAAAGGCACCGGAAAGAGCGAAAAGAUCACCAUCACCAACGACAAGGGCCGAUUGACUGAGGAGCAGAUCGAGAAGAUGAUCCGCGAAGCUGAGGAGUUUGCGGAUGAGGACAAGAAGGUCAAGGAACGCGUCGACGCGAAGAACGCCUUCGACGGCUACAUCCACUCGAUGCGCUCGGCCACGGAGGGCUCCGGCGAUAACAAGGGCCUCAGUGAGAAGAUGGACUCGGAUGAGAAGGAGAAGAUCCUGGACGCUCUGAAAGACGGCCAGUCCUGGUUGGACUCCAACCCUGAGGCCGAUGCUGAGGAGAUCAAGGAGAAGCACAAGGAGAUUGAAGGAAUCUGCGCGCCCAUCGUGUCCAAGUAUUAUGGCGGCGGCGGUGCGGGUGCUGGAGCCAGCGACGAGGACGAGGAGGAAGCGCAUGAUGAGCUUUGAGUUGAUGCUUCACCGAGGGGAGAAGGGUGCUUGGUCGAACAGCGACAUGGCGCUCUCCAAGACUCUGGUCUGAGCCUGUGUCAACUGGAAUUCAGUGCAGCUUUGAAGCGACUCAACUCGUGCGUUGGCACGAAAAAGACCUGGGCAAUGCCCACAGAGAAACCUCUGUGCUAGCAGCUGGCGCGG
Durusdinium trenchii is the source of this 2223-nucleotide messenger RNA. NCBI's taxonomy places the organism in Eukaryota, Dinophyceae, Suessiales, Symbiodiniaceae. The record is from the annotation of a GenBank genome assembly.